AUGGCUUUCCCGAUCCAAUUCCAAUUUCAGUUUCAGUUAUUCCUUUUCGCCACUUUAUCGAUUAUUGUUCAUGGCCAUGGCAUGUCCGAGGAGGGUUUAGGAUUCUCAUACACGGCCGAAAAAAAUGGCCCUGAAAAAUGGGGAAGCAUAAGCGAUGAUUAUUCCACAUGUCAAUCCGGAGAAUCGCAAUCCCCAAUAGACAUCAUUGUCAAAGAAACAACAGAAAACAAGAAUUUGAAAACACUGACAAGGAAGUAUAAGGCUGUUGAAGCUACAUUCAUCAAUCACAAAUACAUGCUUGAGUUGCAUUUGGGUAAUGCUGGAGGAUUUAACUUUGAUGGGAAAGAUUACACAUUGAAGCAAAUUCAUUGGCACACCCCUUCCGAGCAUACCAUUGAUGGACAACAAUAUGAUGCAGAGGGUCAUCUUGUUCAUGUAGCUUCAGAUGGUAGUAAGGCAGUUAUUGCAAUACUUUACCAGAUUGGGAAUGCUGAUCCCAUCAUUGCUAAGUUACAAGGUAAGUUGAAAGAAUUGGCAAAGGAAAAAUGUGGACCAAAUGAGAUAUCUCAUAUUCCUGCUGGAAAAUUCAACACUCAAAAGUUAGAAAGGAAUACUCGCAAGUAUUAUCAUUAUGUUGGCUCACUUACUAGUCCUCCUUGCUCUGAGACUCUCAAUUGGAUCAUCCUUGGCAAGGUAAGAUCAAUUUCAAAAAAACAGGUGGAACUUCUGCAGGACCCACUGGAUUCCACGUGUAAGAAAAACAACAGACCGGUCCAACCAAUGAAUGGACGACAAGUGGCUCUGUACAGUGAAUCCCACUAG
This is a messenger RNA of Impatiens glandulifera, 822 nucleotides long. RefSeq names its product alpha carbonic anhydrase 1, chloroplastic-like. NCBI's taxonomy places the organism in Eukaryota, Viridiplantae, Streptophyta, Magnoliopsida, Ericales, Balsaminaceae. The transcript is spliced from 6 exons. The coding region runs from base 1 to 822 and encodes 273 amino acids. The record is from RefSeq and is a predicted model, not a curated record. Gene Ontology annotation, molecular function: zinc ion binding; carbonate dehydratase activity.